CAUGAUAUCUUUUGAGUAUGGUAUACAUAAAAUACAAGUGCGUACAGUAAGGUUGCAGAAUGAGCAAACAUAGUAAGAAGGAGCAAGACCAGGCGAAAGCAAGAAACCGUAGAUUGGAAACGCUUGUCCAAUUCUGUAAUCAUACGCUCCAUCGACCAAUCAGGUAGCAGCAGGACACUCAACUGUCGGUAAACAGCAAGCCAUGGCAUACCAACAAGUCAAUCCAAAGGCUAUAAUCAACACUGACUUUGCUGGGUUAGUCAAGAUUGCAUUUGGUCCCGCAGAACCAACUUCAUCGAUUGGUGCAAUCACAGUCGAGACCAUUUUUGGUAACAUCAUGUUCCAUGUUUUGGACAAGCCAACUCCAUGCAGCAAUCGGAUAUGAUCUUGGCAUCGCUCUGAAAGAGACAAUCAAUAUGGUCAAUCACCGAUUAAACGUCAAUCCGAUUCCAUUGGUCUUGUGCACCGAUUCAAAGUCAUUGUAUGAUUGUUUGGUAACCGUCAAACCCAGCAAAGUCAGUGUUGAUUAUAGCCUUUGGAUUGACUUGUUG
Messenger RNA from Meira miltonrushii, 551 nucleotides. RefSeq lists its product as uncharacterized. Lineage: Eukaryota; Fungi; Basidiomycota; Exobasidiomycetes; Exobasidiales; Brachybasidiaceae. The record is from RefSeq and is a predicted model, not a curated record. Bases 203 to 385 code for a protein of 60 amino acids. The transcript has a single exon.